This is a messenger RNA of Oncorhynchus masou masou (cherry salmon), 4217 nucleotides long. RefSeq names its product potassium voltage-gated channel subfamily A member 1-like. Gene Ontology annotation, biological process: potassium ion transmembrane transport; protein homooligomerization. The transcript has 2 exons. The coding region runs from base 1000 to 2484 and encodes 494 amino acids. Gene Ontology annotation, molecular function: protein binding; delayed rectifier potassium channel activity. The record is from RefSeq and is a predicted model, not a curated record. Gene Ontology annotation, cellular component: membrane; synapse; paranode region of axon. Lineage: Eukaryota; Metazoa; Chordata; Actinopteri; Salmoniformes; Salmonidae.
GUGUUCAGCUCAAACCUUCUCACUCACACCAUCCUAAUUUCACGACCACGCUGCUGGAGAGCGCAGCCACGCGUGACGGUCAAAAGACCAAGUGGGAACUACUCGUCGGUGUUGCCGUCCGUUGGAGCGGAGAUCAAGUUAACGGCUUUCUUUCUUUUCUUUCUUUCCUAUUAUAUUUCAUUCUCUCUAUUCCUCGUUCGUACCGUUUCUUCAGCAUGGUUUUAAAUUGCCUGUCAAGAGAUUUACGCUUCUUCCAAGGCGAUUCAGAGCCGUUCGGUACCUCAAGAAGGUCGCCCUAGUCGACAUUGGAAGCAAAUAACACCGGAAUAACGUGGUUGAUAUUAACGGUCACUCCAGUCGACGUUUAGAAGCCAAUAACACCGGAAUAACGUGGAUGAUAUUAACGGUCGCUCCAGUCGAGGUUAGAAGCCAAUAACACGGGAAUAGCGUGGAUGAUAUUAACGGUCGCCCCAGUCGAGGUUAGAACCCAAUAACACGGGAAUAACGUGGAUGAUAUUAACGGUCGCCCCAGUCGAGGUUAGAAGCCAAUAACACGGGAAUAGCGUGGAUGAUAUUAACGGAGACAGUACAGUCUAUGAAUAUUUCACCGGAGCUCGUACUGUACAGUGCAGUAAAGUGAUAUCCGCCACCUUUAAAACAAAACGCCGGGACUGUAAAGUUGUAGCCGUGGCUGGCGGGUGCACCACCACCAAACGGAAAUCCAGGUGGAAGACGAAGGAGAAGAAGAAGAAGGAGGAGCAGCAAUGGAGGACUCCUCGGAGAGAGGAGCAAGAGAGCCUUAAGGGGAGCGGCGCUUGGCGAGUUGGCCCUCUGCCUGCCUGGCCCGGGUGAAUGCACGGGGGUUUCUAUCAGACAGAAGAGAGAGAGGGGAGAAAUCUGAGGCGCGCAGUGAGAGCUACUGGAUGCCUGCCCCCACCGGGCUGAGCCGAGCAUCUCCUGCCGCAUAGCGCUGCGCUGAGCCCGGGCAACACCGCCAGGAUGACUGUGGUGGCCGGAGAUAACAUGGAUGAGACGUCAACCAUGCCGGGGCACCUGCAGGACACCUACCCACCAGACCACGGGGACCACGAGUGCUGCGAGAGGGUUGUCAUUAACAUCUCAGGGCUGCGCUUCGAGACCCAGUUAAAAACACUCAGUCAAUUCCCUGAGACGUUACUAGGUAACCCCAAAAAGAGAAUGCGCUACUUCGAUCCGCUUAGAAACGAGUACUUUUUUGACCGGAACCGGCCGAGUUUUGACGCUAUUCUAUAUUACUACCAGUCCGGAGGGCGGUUGAGGAGGCCCGUUAACGUUCCUCUGGAUAUGUUCUCGGAGGAGAUCAAGUUUUACGAGCUCGGGGCAGAGGCCAUGGAGAAGUUUCGAGAAGACGAAGGUUUUAUUAGAGAAGAGGAAAAAGCGCUACCAGACAAAGAGUUCCAACGACAGGUCUGGUUGCUGUUUGAAUACCCGGAGAGUUCGGGACCCGCCAGAGGGAUAGCUAUAGUAUCGGUGAUGGUUAUCUUAAUUUCAAUAGUCAUAUUCUGUUUGGAGACGCUGCCAGAACUCAAAGAGGACCCCAGGGGUAGGAUGGAAACUGUAGGCAACGUGACAUUCUAUUACAAACCAAAUAUUCUCACCGAUCCUUUCUUCAUAGUGGAGACCCUGUGUAUCAUCUGGUUCUCCUUCGAGUUGAUUGUGCGGUUCUUCGCCUGCCCGAGCAAGGCAGCUUUCUUUAAAAACAUGAUGAAUACUAUAGACAUAGUAGCUAUCAUACCCUACUUCAUCACGCUGGGCACCGAGCUGGCAGAGGACCAGGAGGGGAAGGAGAAACCAAGUGAGCAGGCCGCGUCUCUGGCCAUCCUCAGGGUCAUCCGACUGGUCAGGGUGUUCAGGAUCUUCAAGCUGUCCAGACACUCCAAGGGGCUUCAGAUAUUAGGACAAACCCUCAAAGCCAGUAUGAGAGAGUUGGGGCUGCUCAUUUUCUUCCUCUUCAUCGGAGUCAUCCUCUUCUCCAGCGCUGUCUAUUUCGCCGAGGCGGAGGAGAAGGAAUCUUUCUUCACAAGCAUCCCUGACGCAUUCUGGUGGGCCGUGGUCUCCAUGACAACGGUGGGCUACGGGGACAUGUACCCGGUGACCAUCGGCGGUAAGAUAGUGGGCUCGCUCUGCGCCAUCGCCGGAGUGCUGACCAUCGCGCUGCCGGUGCCUGUGAUCGUGUCCAACUUUAACUAUUUCUAUCACCGGGAGACGGAGGGAGAGGAGCAGGCGCAGCUUCUUAACGUCAGCAACCAGGACCUUAACUCAGACAGCAACUCAUCGCGCCGCAGCUCCAACUCUAUCGCCAGCAAGUCAGAAUACAUGGAAAUAGACGAAGGGAUCAACAAUAGUAUUGAUAACUUUAGGGACGCGAAUCUCAGAACUGCUAACUGUACGCCUGUCCUCAACCAGAACUGUGUGAAUAAGGGCAAGCUGCUGACUGAUGUUUAGAAAUACACACAUUCAUUCUAUAUGGCAGCGAUGGGGAUAUGAGGACACCCCGUUCUUUGUAAAUAUUGUAGAAAUGUUUCGGGAAAUGCUUGAUUUAACUUCGUUAAUAAUGCGUGUUUUUUUGCAUUGCGUUAAUUACAUUUGAAUGAAUAGAGAGAAAACUGUUUCACCAAAAGAGGAUAAGAAAAAUGAGGUUUGUUUGACUCUCAAAAUGGGAAAGAUAAAAGUAUUAUAAUAACAUAUUAUCUUUAUGUUCCUAACGUUACCGGAAAACAUCCUGCCAUUGAAAUAUGAAACGGGGAAAACACAACAUGCUCUUUGAAGAAGAAACGGUUUUGCAUGGAUAAUGGAUUAUGGAUACUGGAUAUGGAUCAUGGAUAAUGUAUCAUGUAUCAUGGAUAAUGUAUCAUGGAUCAUGGAUAAUUGAUAAUGGAUUAUGGAUAAUGGAUGAUGGAUAAUGUAUUAUGGAUAAUGGAUUAUGGAUAAUGGGUAAUUGUUAAUGGAUUAUGGAUGAUGGGUAAUGGAUUACAGUGGAACUUGGGUGAGGGUGAGUUGCGUAAUGCACCGGUAUCUGCUGAAGAAAGAGAAAAGGAAUCUGGAAUCUCAGCCCGAACCCAACAACCAUCUGCAGUCAGAGAGAGAGAGAGAGAGAGAGAGAGAGAGAGAGAGAUCGACCAACGUUGUCCUCAAGGUGCAGUUGUUGUUCCGACGAUUGCUAGUUACCGGAGACCUACUGAGUGAUCAGCUAAGCACUUUAUCCACAAUAGAAACAAACAACAAACAAAACCCACACAGAAAACAGAGGUUUGAGCGAAAACACUGGUCUCCUGUCGCCAAGGAGACAUGAUGAGAAGUGGAGGCUGUUUGUAGACCAGACGACAUCUGUAAACUUUCUAUCCCAGCAGAUGCUGAAACUAAAACACCUGCUCUAAUCCCACAGGGGUGUGACGAUAACACGAUGACGAUGAUGAUGAUGCCAUGCGAGAUAAUAAUCUUGGUCUGAUUCUUCUGUUAUGAACUUGAGUGAAGACCCAAACGCGGUUUUAACAGAAAACAGAGUUCUUUAAUAAAAAUACAGGAAUGGCAUAAAUCCUCUUCCAACGUAGUCAAUGGAACAAAAGAACGUAGUAUAAUGCAGGAUGCACCUGCCAUGCAGACUCCGACAGGACAGGACAAGGUGGAAGCAAACGAGACGACAGCUUGCUUCUGGCAUCAAAAAACACAAACAAGAAUCAGACACUGAAAGUAGCAGGAACAGAGAAAGAAAUAGAGACCUAAUCAGAGGGGGAAGAGAGAACAGGUGGGGAAAGAGAGAAUGAGCUAGUUAGGGGAAAUGUAGAACAGCUGAGGGAUGAGAGACAGAGAAGGUAACCUAAAAAGACCAGCAGAGAGAGAGAAUGAAGAGAAAGGACAGGAACAGACAUAACAAGACAUGACAUAUAUAUAUAUAUAUAUAUUAAAAAAAAGCUCGAAAUUAGCAUGUUGAGACACUGUUUUAUAUUACUGGCAUGCGCGACACAUUACCUCAGGUAAUGUUGCAUUAUUUGUAUUAUUUAAAACAACAACAGCCUGUAUUAUAUUCUCCUACUGAAACCGGAUCCAAGACGGACCAAUUCUCUCUUUUUAUGGUUUGGUUUUCUCUCGUUUAGGUUUCACCAAAAGUGCACUGCUUAUUUAUUAUUAAUGUUAUUACUUAUUUAGGAGCAUUUAAGUGCUGAAUGUUAAAUAUUAAG